GCUCUGGGCACUCUGGAGGCGCCUGCCCCUGUUCCCUCCCUCUCCCUCGGUCCAUGGUGCGAGGCUGGGAGUCGCCGCCCGGGCCGGACCGCGCCAUCUCAGAAGGGCACAAGUCAGAAAUUACCAUGCCUCCCAACAAAGAGGCCAACAGCUUUGCCAGCCCCCCGCCAGGGCUCAUCUGCCUCCCUCCUAUCUCAGAGGAGCUACAGCUCGUAUGGACCCAGGCUGCCCAGACCAGUGAGCUAGAUGGCAACGAGCACUUGUUACGGACUUUCAGCUACUUUCCCUACCCCAGCCUAGCAGACAUUGCUCUGCUCUGCCUUCGUUAUGGACUGCAGAUGGAGAAAGUUAAGACCUGGUUUAUGGCCCAGCGCCUACGCUGUGGCAUCAGCUGGUCAUCAGAAGAGAUUGAGGAGACUCGGGCCAGGGUUGUCUACAACCGGGACCAACUCCACUUCAAAUCCCUUCUUUCUCUUACUCAUCAUGCAGGGCGACCCCCUGAGGAUGUUCCCACCCCAGGGCCACACCCAGACUCAGCUGGCACCCACAUUGGCCCUCUGACACUUAGUGAGACCCAUCAGGUGAAACGAUUGAAGAUGGAGCCUGAAGAGGCCUCCUCUCUACCCCUGAGCCACCAUAAAGCCAAGGAACCCCUAAUUGUACCUGGCAGUGGGGCCUUCCCCCAUCAAGCUGGUUUUUGGCAGGAACUACAAAGUGGUCUCUCCAAGGAGCUAGUAAACAGAGGCCCUGACCAUCAACCACAUGGCCUGGGAACUACUGCUUGGGACCCCUCUACAGGCUUCCAUCUGUCACAUACUCGGGACAGGCCCUCACCUAUUGCAUUGCUCACUAAUAGUUGCAAGCAGGAGCCAGCAUCCAUCAUGCCUCCUUCUUCCUCUACCUCUUCUUCUUCUUUCCGAGUAAUGGCUAAUGGAGCCCCUGCCUCCUCUAAACCCCUUCAGUCACUGGGAUGUGUUCCUCAGCCACCCUCCCCCAAUGAACAGGCACUCCCUCCUCAUUUGGAGCCAGCUUGGCCCCAGGGACUACAACAUAGCCCAGGGCCAGGCAGAGUUGCUUCCGUAGAGUACUACUUCCCAGAUAUGCAACGCCAACGUAAGACCAAGAGAAAGACCAAAGAGCAACUGGCCAUUCUAAAGUCCUUCUUUCUACAGUGUCAAUGGGCUCGGCGUGAGGAUUACUGUAAACUGGAACAGAUCACUGGCCUGCCUAGGCCUGAGAUUAUCCAAUGGUUUGGUGACACCCGCUAUGCCCUGAAGCAUGGACAACUGAAGUGGUUUCGGGAUAAUGCGGUGCCUGGUCCUCCCAAUUACCAGGAACCUGCUACCCCUACUCCACAGUCCCUAGUCCGGCCCUUGCAAGAAUGGGCUGAGAUGCCACCACCACCCCUCCCUCCCCCUCCCCCAGACACAAGUCCACUGGAACGGUACUGGACAGCUCAUCAGCAGCUACGAGAAGAUGACCUCCCUCGGCUGAGUUUAGAGUCAGGAUUGAGCACCCAGCAAGUGUUAGACUGGUUCUACUCUCGUUCACCUGAGCCAGCAGAGGUGGUAGUUUGUCUGGAUGAAGAAGAUGAAGAAGAGGAAGAAGACCUUCCAGAAGAGGAUGGGGGUGAGGAAGAAGAGGAAGAAGAAGAAGAAGAAGAGGAUGAAGUGAUCAUACAAGAUUAAGUGGGGGAUUAGGGAGGGGAUGUUGUUAUUAGAAGAUGAACCAACUUAGUGACUGUUUAAACAAACAAAAAAACCCACAUUUUUCUUACCUUGUUGGCAAAGAACUGAAAGGUUGUGUGUUUGGUAUAGGGAAGGUGGGGACAUGGGCAAAAAGUAAAGGUCUUGGGGGGGAGGGAGACAGGAAACCAGAAAUAUGGGUCUAUUGUCCUUUAUCAUUCCUUUAUUGGAGAGCUGAGAAUAUGACUCAAACCUUGGAUUACCAUAGGAAUCUCUCUCUAUUUCUCUAUCUCUCUCCAUUUCU
Messenger RNA from Gracilinanus agilis (Agile Gracile Mouse Opossum), 1989 nucleotides. RefSeq names its product homeobox and leucine zipper encoding (gene HOMEZ). Gene Ontology annotation, cellular component: nucleus. Gene Ontology annotation, biological process: regulation of transcription by RNA polymerase II. Gene Ontology annotation, molecular function: DNA-binding transcription factor activity, RNA polymerase II-specific; DNA binding. Bases 54 to 1688 code for a protein of 544 amino acids. Lineage: Eukaryota; Metazoa; Chordata; Mammalia; Didelphimorphia; Didelphidae. The transcript is spliced from 2 exons. The record is from RefSeq and is a predicted model, not a curated record.